Molecule: messenger RNA, 1074 nt
Organism: Mangifera indica (mango)
Lineage: Eukaryota; Viridiplantae; Streptophyta; Magnoliopsida; Sapindales; Anacardiaceae
Product: PSME3-interacting protein
Exons: 8
Coding region: 148-843 (231 amino acids)
Cellular component (GO): nucleus
Source: RefSeq, a predicted model, not a curated record
GGACAUCGGUUAUGGAUGUGUAUUCACAUGAUACGCCUGAGUCACAUGCAGCACCGAAUGCAAACACUUGACUCUGCUUGUUAAUUUUGAAGCUUUGAUGCCGUUAUUGAUUGGGAACUAGUUAACUGAAUUAAUCUGAUUUUCAAAAUGGCCGAAGAAUUUACCCGUCCGAUUAGGUUGAUGAAUUUUGUAUCCGAGGAUCAGUUGGAUCAAGCAAAAAGAGCAAGGGGUGAACGAGUUGAGGAUGGUACUGCCCAGAGAGAUAGGCCUCUCUUCGAGAUUUUGAAGGAGAACAAAGACAAAAAGGAUGCAGAAUUUAAUGAACGCUUCAAGCAUAGACCUCCCAAAGCCUUGGAUGAAGACGAAACUGAGUUCCUUGAUAAAUGGGAGACGUCUAGAAGGGAAUAUGAGCGACAAGUGGCAGAUGAAGAGGCCCAACAGCUUCGGAGUUUCCAAGCAGCGGUAGCAGCACAAUCAACUAUUGUACGUGAACUGAAGGAGACAACCCCUGCUCCUGUGGUCCAGGAACAAAAAUCAGCUGGGAGGAAAAAUGCACCCACUCGUCCGAUAGGCAUGAUAAUAAAAGUCAAGCCACAAUCAAAGAAAGCAAAGAUAGAUCAUGGAAGUGUUGAAGAACCCUCAGAUAUGGUGAAAACACCUGAUGUUAAUACAGAAAAAUCACCAGACCCAGUGAAAAUAUCUAACAGUGACACUGAUAAGUCAAAUGAUGUAGCAAAAGCAUGUCUAGUUACAUACAGUGAUGAAAGUGAAGAAGAAGAAAUUCAUAGGGAAUCUAAAGAAGUUGAAGGACUACUUCCUCGAACCGCUGCUUGGGAGGCAUAAAACCUGCGUUAGUUUAAAAAAUAAAAGGCUUUCCUUUCUCUACCAUGCAGUCAUGUCUGCAUACUUGUUUAGCCCUUUAAGGACUCAUGUUGGUGUGGUAUUCGGCCUCUAGGUAUAGUCAGUUUUGGAUACAGGGCACUUCUACUUUUGAGUUUUGUAAUUCAAAACUCAUAUUGACACUUUAGAGAUUCACAUAUUAUCUUAUCAAUUAAUGAUGUGAGAUGUUAUAUA